AUGGAUUUGAUUUGCCAAUACCCAAGAAGAUCCGACAUUCUAUCCCACGAGGCCAAAUUUGAACAACAGGAGCGGCUGCAAUAUGAAGUGAAUAGCUCUGAAAGUUCACGUUGCUCGUCCGCGGUUGUCGGAAGCCCAAGAUCAUCAGCCUCAGGAUUCCCUUCCUCGCAAUCACCGCUCAAGUUGUUGAGAGUUGAUGAACACCCCAACUCGCGUUUGCGGUCACAAACAUCACAGAUUCUUACGCCGACAGAAUCCACACUGCUCGAUCACUAUCUCGAACACACUAGCAAAGAUAUGACAGUCGACCACGAAGACCAAUACACUUUGCAGGUCGGAAUUCCGAAUCUAGCUUUCCAGAACAAGCUCCUCAUGAAAUCCGUGCUUGCAUUUUCGGCAGUAUGUAAAUGUUGCGAUAUUAUCAACCAGUCGCCGAUAUCCCAUGGAGACCGUGGACAAGUUCUGGAGCUUCUAUCUAUCGCAGAUCAAUAUCACGUGGAAUCACUGCGGGAGAUCCAAGUCACUCUCUCAGGGACUGAUCAAUACGACCAUAUCCUUGCGAACGCCGCAAUUAUGGGAAUGUACGGAUCGGGCAGCCACUGCAUCCGAAUCUGGCUAGCGGAAACAGCAUCCUCCGAUGACUUAGAACGGGGCCGGUUUAUGCCAAAAGGCUGUCAGUGGAUUAGUCUCUUCCGCGCCGUGCGCGUCGCCUACACGGGACUACUCAACGAAAGCCUCAAAACAGAGGAGUUGGUUCAACUUGGGCCGGUCGCCUCAUCCAUUAACCCUGUGGCAAGUUGUGAUUUUCAGAUGCGUCACGAAUGCAAGUUGUCAUCUUGGGGUGAGCAGCAAUCAGGCCCCAAAGAUCAUGUUUUGUAUCCCAUUAUGGCUGCCACGGUGGUAUCCGCACUGAAAAGGCUGCGGGAAAGCGCCAAAGAAAUCACCAGAAACGGAAUGGGUGAUUAUGGAGACUGGGAUACACCACCUACCCAUAGUGACUCCAACAUAAAAGCAUGUUUUGCUGCGUUGGAGCUAUUCGAAAACAUUGCAUGCGAGACUUUUCAUGAUAAAAACUUGAUGUCAAACACGCCAGGCCAUUACAAUCUCGCUUCUGAAGUCGAUAUUAGUGAUGUGGGACAAGUCUCGAAAGUUUCGCCCUGGAUGUGGAGAUACACAGCCAGAAUAACUUCGAUGAUACCGUCGAGGCUUCCGCGAAGGUUCAUUAUGGCAUUUAUUCACAAAGUACCUACGAAAUAUUUGAACUUGGUUGAAGACAUGAUGGGUUAUAUGCAAAGCGGAGCACCGGGCAGUCGUGGAAUUGCCGUGUGCCCUCUGAAUCCCCUGAAUUCGGAGCCUAGUCUAUCACACCAGCUAGCUGUGGACAUAUUUGCCCAUUGGAUUGUUCUGGUUAUGUUAAUAGACAAGGUGUGGUGGAUUGGUGGCAUUGGAGUUUGGGAACUUAGGCAACUUAUCAUCCUUAGGCGAGAUACGCGAUGGCGUAUGUCUCUGUGGAAGAGAUAUGAAAAUUGGUGGCCGGAAAGUAUGUUUGAAAUCAGUCGACAGUUCAACAAACAUCGAGCGACAGAUUGA
Molecule: messenger RNA, 1590 nt
Organism: Penicillium samsonianum
Lineage: Eukaryota; Fungi; Ascomycota; Eurotiomycetes; Eurotiales; Aspergillaceae
Exons: 1
Coding region: 1-1590 (529 amino acids)
Biological process (GO): regulation of transcription by RNA polymerase II
Molecular function (GO): DNA-binding transcription factor activity, RNA polymerase II-specific
Source: RefSeq, a predicted model, not a curated record